CGGUUACCCCUGGAGCUGACAUGGGUUCACGCUGGGAAGUCGAGGAUACCGAUGCCACCACCGUCGGCUCAGAGGACGAUGAUGAUCUCGACGGGGUGCGCCCGUUGGUCUUACAGCCGACUUCGCUGUCUCUCGCUAGUAGAGACCAUACCCCCAAACCCGAAACCGUGACACCACGCCGGCCAACCACUAUCGCAAAGAUCGAGCAAUCCUCACCACUCGACCAAAAGGCCCCUGCGGUGGUGGACCUGCUCGAAACAGACACGGGUGACGAGUCAGUGAAUGAGGGGGAGGCCGCGUACCGAGAGUUCAAGAACCGAAAGGCCAUUAAACGGAAGCGCAGCACCGCCAACUUGAAAAAUAGACCGACCAAGGUGACCAGAGUCGCAACCGCAAACUCCUUCGUUGGCCGGCUCCCAUCAUCGGAUGGGAAAGCCCGCCCGAGACGGCCUCUGCGAGAUUAUGGGGAGGAGGUAUCGUCUGAGGAUGAGUUGAUGGAAUACACUCUCCCCGACUACCUGCAGAAACGCCGAUCGCAGUUCGACCGGAGGACCGAGCAUCUCAAGCAGUCGGGACUGAAACUGCCGCCGGACUAUGACAAUGUCGAAUUCUCAGAUGACGAGCGGCUGGAAUUUCUGAAGGAGAAGCCUGCUUUUGAGAACAUGACUCCAUGCAACCCAUACAAAGACAUGACGCUGCCGUACUCGUUGGGCCUGAUACCAGCCCCAAUCGCACAAUGGCUGCGCCAGUACCAGGUUGAUGGGGCUGCCUUUCUGCACGAGCUGUUUGUUUACCAAAAAGGUGGCAUCCUUGGAGAUGAUAUGGGUCUGGGGAAGACGGUGCAGGUGAUAGCAUUUCUCACUGCGGCAUACGGGAAAACUGGGGACGAGAGAGACGCGAAGCGGAUGCGAAAAGUGCGGAGAAGCGGGCGAGAUCAGUGGUACCCGCGAACGUUGAUCGUCUGUCCAGGCACUCUGCUCACGAAUUGGAUGGCCGAGCUUUCACGCUGGGGCUGGUGGCAUGUCGACACCUAUCAUGGGGACAACAAGGAACUUGCGCUUCACGCUGCGAGGUCUGGAAGACUAGAGAUCUUGAUCACCACGUACAGUACCUAUCUCCAUAAUAAAGAUGCUGUAAACAUGGUCGACUGGGACUGUGUGAUAGCGGACGAGUGCCAUAUCAUCAAGGAACGCAAGUCCGAGACGACCAAGGCCAUGAACAUGAUCAACGCGCUGUGUCGGAUUGGCUUGACCGGAACCGCCAUUCAGAACAAGUAUGAGGAAUUGUGGACACUCUUGAACUGGACGAACCCAGGGAAGCUCGGCCCAGUGACGGUCUGGAGGAAGACCAUCUCUGAGCCGCUACGGAUCGGUCAGUCGCACGACGCCACGGUCCACCAGCUGCGCAAGGCUCGGGGAACGGCAAAGAAGCUGGUCGAGAACCUCCUCCCGCAAUUCUUCCUCCGCCGGAUGAAGGCCCUGAUUGCAGACCAACUGCCCAAGAAGGUUGACCGCGUCGUCUUCUGUCCGCUGACAGACACUCAGGCCGACGCCUACGAGAACCUCCUGGGAAGCGACAUCAUCAGCUACAUUAAGCACUCCACCGACCUUUGUGACUGCGGUUCCCGCAAGAAAGCCGGCUGGUGUUGCCGCCAGUUUCUGCCAUCCGGGGGAACCUGGAGGAGCUACGUCUUCCCCGCGAUUGCGGUGCUGCAGAAACUCAGCAACCACCUUGCGAUCCUCAUCCCGCAGGGGGCUGAUUCGAACGAGAAGCAGGAGAAGGAUAAGGACAUGCUCGAACUGGCCGUGCCAGACCAAUGGGAGAAGCUCUACCGCUCGCGCGACUCGAUUGUCAACUACGCCAAUCCCGAGUUCUGCGGCAAAUGGAAGGUCCUUCGCCGUCUGUUGAAAUGGUGGCACGCCAAUGGCGACAAGGUCCUCGUCUUCAGCCACAGCGUGCGCCUGCUCAAGAUGCUCCAGAUGCUCUUCCACUACACCAGCUACAAUGUCAGUUACCUAGACGGAUCCAUGAGCUACGAGGAACGCACCAAGGUGGUGGAUGAGUUCAACUCCGACCCCCGCCAAUUCGUCUUUCUGAUCUCCACCCGUUCUGGCGGCGUCGGACUCAACAUCACCUCGGCCAACAAGGUCGUCAUUGUCGACCCCAACUGGAAUCCGUCGCAUGACCUCCAAGCGCAAGACCGCGCCUAUCGUAUCGGCCAGUCCCGCGAUGUCGAAGUUUUCCGUCUCAUCUCCGCCGGCACCAUCGAAGAGAUCGUCUAUGCCCGCCAGAUCUACAAACAACAACAGGCCAACAUCGGCUACAACGCCAGCUCCGAACGACGCUACUUUAAAGGAGUCCAAGAAAAGAAAGACCAAAAGGGCGAGCUCUUCGGUCUGAAUAAUAUGUUCGAAUAUAAGAACCACAAUAUUCUCCUUCGUGACAUCGUCAACAAAACCAACGUCGCCGAAAGCAAAGCUGGCGUCCAGGUCAUGGACAUUGAUAUUGACCUGGACUCCAGUGCUUCUGACUCAACUUCCACCGGCAAAUCCGACGACACCAACGAAGUCAUGAGCCAACUCGCCGCGAUGAUCCGCGGCGAGGGGAACACCGACUCCAAAUCCACCCCCACCACCCCCAUCAACACCAAGCACGACCCCAUCCAAGCCAUCCUAGCCGGCGCAGGGGUCGAAUACACCCACCUCAACAACGAAGUCAUCGGAUCUUCGAAAGUGGAAGAACACCUCAGCCGUCGCGCCCAACUCGCCGACGAGAACAAAAACCUCGACAGGCAAGUGUUUGCAGGAUCGCAAUCUCAAUCCCAGUCCCAGUCUCGCGGCAAGUCAUCCUCCACCACCAACCAACCCAUCAAAUACAAAUUCCAUCCCCCGAAGGGCGUCAUGAAACGGCAAUUCUGCAGCAUGGCGAAACGGUUUGGCUUCCCGAAUGCAACCGAGUUUGCGCUCGUCGUAGAGGGAAUGACCCAGGCACAACGCCGGGCUUGUUUGGAACGGUGGUAUACGGAACGACGGGAGAAACUUUCUACUUUAUAGUAUACCGCAUCGAUCUGGAUCGGACAUUGGUUAUGACAUA
Molecule: messenger RNA, 3093 nt
Organism: Aspergillus ibericus CBS 121593
Lineage: Eukaryota; Fungi; Ascomycota; Eurotiomycetes; Eurotiales; Aspergillaceae
Product: putative DNA excision repair protein (Rad26L)
Exons: 2
Coding region: 21-3053 (1010 amino acids)
Molecular function (GO): ATP binding; ATP-dependent chromatin remodeler activity
Source: RefSeq, a predicted model, not a curated record